AGGCCGUUCUCGUAGUGUUGACGUGAAACUAACUGCGUUGUGGGUCGGAACCCGAAAAGCACGUUGCUCGAAUGAAGGAUCUGCAAGUGAAGUGCAUGCGUCAUCCACGAGGAGAAACAAGGAGAGCAAAGAUCGGCCUCUAAUGUGUCCACGAUGACCAAGACUCCGCCGAGUCGAAGAGGGAUCACUUUUGAGGUGGGAGCACAGCUGGAAGCCCGCGACAGACUGAAGAACUGGUACCAGGCCAACAUAGAGAAGAUAAACUAUGAAGAUGAGAAAGUGUUGAUCCACUACCGUCAGUGGAGCCAUCGCUACGAUGAGUGGUUUGACUGGACCAGUCCCUACCUGAGACCCCUGGACAGGGUCCAGCUGCGUAGAGAGGGUCUGCAGGACAACCAGCCCACCUCGGUAUUUCGGGUGAAUGAGAAAGUGUUGGCCUGUUGGGUGGACUGCCGCUACUAUCCUGCUAAGGUUCUGGACGUCAGAAGAGAUGCUUCCUACACUGUCAAAUUUUUCGAUGGAGUUGUCAAGACUGUUAAGCCAACGAAAAUAAAGCCGUAUAGGGCAGAGAAUGGGAAGGCCAGGGAGAGAACUCGCAGAGAGCAGAACAAUGGGAAACACAAACCCAAGGAGUACAAAAAAGAUGAGACCAAUGAAUGCAAAAAACGCUCCACUGACUUGAAUGGAGAGACCAACAGAGAAGGGGAGAUAAAGAAAGAGGACCAGGAAAAAACUGUAAAUAGCAAUGUUGAGACCAUUGAUAAGAAUAGGAACAUGAAUGGUGAGGAGGUGAAAAUGGAGGCAGGAGGGGGGAAGAAAGAGACACAAGCCAAUGAAGAUGGGCAGGCUGUCCAAACUAACAGGGAAGACGUCAGUCUGAAUGUGGAAAGAUUGAGUAGUACCCAGAAACCAGAAGAGAAGAAACAAGACGACGUGUCGGGACAGAAUCCCCAAGUGCCCAGGAGGAACCGAUACCGAGCAUCAGAAGAAAGUCAGCGUGAACUGAGGAAGAGGAGAUCAUCUCUGGAAGAGGUGUCAUGGCCAAAGAGAAGGCCAGAAGUAGUAGACCAAACCAAUCAAUCCCAGUCUCCAAAAGUGGCAGGAUACAAUUCUGUCCCAGCCUCCCAAGCAGAGAAACUAGAACAGACACCUACAAAUGGUGGCAUCGAAGGCCCAUCUGAUAUAGAAGCCAUUCUGAAACGCCAAAUUCACCUACCUACGACGCACAAGUACAGCAGGGAGCCAUUGUAUCGAGUCAUCAAAAACCAACCGCCCCCAAUCCUCUCCAUUGAACUCGACCACAACCCUUUCAAGUGCAAGGCCCCUGGGUGUAUGAAGUCCUUCCGGAAGCCCUCUCUCCUGCACUACCAUGUUAAAUACUACCACGCAGACAUGGAGCCUGCUUCUGGCUCCAGCAUGCAAACGCGGGCCGCAGAGAAGCAGGCUGGCUCUCAGGAGACACCAAGAAGGAGACGCAUCACGUCCGGCUCUACACACUCUCCCCUGGGUGACAGACAAUCUGCAAACGGAGUGAACCGUCAUCGGCGGAGUUCACUGAGUGACAGAAGGAAGGAGAACCAGCACACCAACAGACUUCACGAAGAAAGAGAAUGUGAUACAGAAAAGAUGGAAAGAGACCAUAAUAAACAGAAGAAAAGGAAGAAGAAAAGAAAGUCUGAAAAUGCGAGUAGUGAGGAGAACAUAGGCAUCUCCUUAUCCAACACUCCUCAGUCCAAUCCGAAUUUGGCAUCCAAACUCCCCCUCUUGCACAAACACAAGUUAUCUUACGACUCAAGCCCAGAACACAUCACAGAUCAUUUGCAAGAGGACGAUGAGAGUGAUUGGUCCACAGUCAGUGCUGAGUGGACCGAUGAGGACAUUGAAUCAGAGCUGGAUGUGACCACUCCCAUGUCAGAACACAGUGUAUCCAUGGUAACCGAGGGCUCUGACGUAGUCCGCUGUGUCUGUGGAGCAGAAGAGGAGAAUGAGUUCAUGAUUCAGUGUGAUGAAUGUCUGUGCUGGCAGCAUGGAAGCUGCAUGGGCCUCUUUGAGCACAAUGUGCCUGACACCUACAACUGCUACAUCUGCCGAGCCCCACCAGCCCAGAGGCGGAGCCAGCGCUACUGGUAUGACAGGGAUUGGCUGAGCAGUGGUCACAUGUAUGGUUUGUCUUUCCUGAAUGAGAACUACUCCCACCAGAACGGGAAGAAGAUUACAGCCACUCACCAACUCCUGGGUGAUGUGCACCACGUCUUUCAGGUGCUUAACGGCCUGCAGCUUAAAAUGAACAUCCUCCAAACCCACACACACUCUGACCUGAAACUGUGGUGCCAACCCUGGAAGCAGGAGGAGGAUCUGGUUAGGAGCUACAGCAUGGAGGCGAGCCGGGCCCCUUCACCUGCAGUCCGCGACAGGGAGCUGAGCUGUGAAGCGCUGAGAGGGAUAUCUGUCUCUACCCCUUCUGAAAAGCCCAACAUGUCGCAGAGAAGCCCAGCCCGCUUCCAGGACUCAUACACUUCCUACAUCAGCAGCGAGCACUGCUACCAGAAGCCACGGGCGUACUACCCAGCAGUGGAGCAGAGGCUAGUGGUGGAGACACGCAGAGGUUCUGAGCUGGAGGACAGCCUGAGGAGCACAGAGAACCUGCUCGAGCUAGAGCAGCGCUAUGGUGGCCCAUUGGACCCAGACAGAGCCAAGCUGUACCCCAGCUCCCUCCUGCAGGACGGAGCCAAGAUACACCCUGUUGUCCUACCGCCAGACAAGGGUACUGACCUGUACAAGAAGCUGUACGUGGGAAAGGAGAGUGAGGUAGAGGUGAAGACUGAAGAGGCUGAGCCCAGCACGGACACAAAGCCACACCCAGACAAAGAGAGUCCGCUGCAUCAGCAAUGGCAGAUGAACCUUUUGGAUCACAUAGAGGCCAUGCACAGCCAAGUCACGCAGAGGAUGGAUCUCAUCGAGAAGGAGCUGGAUGUGUUGGAGAGUUGGCUGGACUACACAGGGGAACUGGAGCCUCCAGACCCUUUAACCCGACUUCCUCAGCUCAAACACCGCAUCAGACAGAUGCUCACAGACCUGGGCACUGUGCAGCAGAUCUCCCUCUGCUCGUCAAACAGAUGAGGCCGCCACUGACCUCAGCACUUCACCACAGAAACCUGGUUGGAGCAUGGAGUAGCAAGCAAGGCUACAGUAUAAACGGUUGGGUUGCAUGGACAGAGCUGGGGACAGGGGAUUCCUAGAAUCAACCAUCUAAAGUAUCUUUCAGUACUACAACACUUUCUGGCAACAAUGAAGCAGAAUAAAUUGCCCUACUUGUCUAACAUGCAAGAAAAUGAGGAUGUACAUAGAACACAACCAUGUUUAGCACUUAUGUUUUUGAUAGUUAGUUAACACCUACUAAUGAUAAUGUAGGUUUACCAAUAUAAAACAUUAAUAGAAGCUGUUUUUUUUUUUUUUCUGACAUAGUUUACUAUAUAUCCAACCAUGUUUUUUUAUGAAUCUAGUCACUGAAUGGCUUUGCUUAAAGGGUAACUUAGGUCAGAAAGUAUUUUUUAUUAGGGUUUCAAUUAAAUGCAUUCUUAAAUAGCUUAAUGAUGUGUUUAAAGAUAACAAAAUAUAUGUUCCUUUUUAAAGGGAGGGAAAAUAUGUAGAUUUUUCUAAAUAUUGUCUUGUCUUUUGAAUUAGUCCAGAAUGUUAUGGAGAAUAGAUUGUAUCUUUCUAUUGUCACUUUAAUAACAAAUAUCUGCUUCAUAUAUACUGAUAUAGUGCAACUCCAGUUGUUUAGAGUUCAUUGACAAUAUUGAGGCUGUAAAAACAAAGUAGAUUUUUUUACAUUGUCAAAUUGUCAGUUUAUAAAUGUUUCUCUAUUGGUUUUGAUAUUUAGUUGUGAUGUGUUUUCUUUUAUGUUUGUUUAAUUUUACUGGUUAAGUAUCCAGAAACGUGUUAGCCAUGUGGGCUCUGUGCUAUUAUGUUGUAUUUAAUAUUUGAUUCAGAAUUUAAUUUAUCUUUUGUAUUAUUUUUGUCUCAAUGAGUACUGAAUAUCCAAUUCAGCAUUGUCUACAGGUUUAAGGACUGUGGGGCAGUAUUCUGUGCAUUUCCUUUUCUGGCACCCAGUUGACGAUGUUGGUUAAUACAGUACCAGUCAAACGUUUGGACACACCUACUCACUCAGUAUUUCUUUAUUUUUACUAUUUUCCACAAUG
Messenger RNA from Esox lucius (northern pike), 4202 nucleotides. RefSeq names its product PHD finger protein 20, b (gene phf20b). The record is from RefSeq and is a predicted model, not a curated record. Lineage: Eukaryota; Metazoa; Chordata; Actinopteri; Esociformes; Esocidae. Gene Ontology annotation, cellular component: NSL complex; MLL1 complex. Gene Ontology annotation, biological process: regulation of transcription by RNA polymerase II. The coding region runs from base 154 to 3120 and encodes 988 amino acids. The transcript is spliced from 19 exons.